AAUGUCUGAUCAACCAGAAUGUAGUGACGAACGCCCAACUCCAGCUCCUGAAAGCGAAAAGAGUUACUCCCAUCCGGAAGUUGAACCGCCCCAACGCCCAACAGACGAUGACCCUUCGCCCUCCAAUAUCGAUAACAACGAUUCCGAUACUGUCAACUCAUCGCGGGCUAUCGAAAUAUCUCUAGAAGCGGGAAAUGUGGAUAAUUCCUUGUAUUACACGAAGUGGAUUAAAUUCAAUGAGUUUGAGACUCCAAUUGUGACUCAGAACGAGAAUGGACCCUGUCCUCUGAUUGCAAUUAUGAAUGUGUUGCUUCUGAGGAGACUGUUGCAUCUGCAUGAGUCGGAAGAGUAUACGAAUACUACUAGUCUGAUGAAACAUAUAGGACACCAUUUGAUUAACCGAGUCCCAAAAGAGUUCUCAUCAGAUGAAGACAAACUGAACUACGAACACAACAUAUCAGACGCAUUCUCAGUGAUCUGCAAACUCCAGUCGGGAAUCGACGUCAACAUUGGUUUCUCAUCAGUGACCAGUUACGAGUUGACUCCGGAAAUUGUCAUAUUUGAUUUGUUAGGGAUUAAACUGUAUCAUGGCUGGCUUGUCGAUCCUCAGGAUAAAAACCUUUAUUCCGUUCUAGAAAACAAAACUUACAACAAAGCAGUUGAAGUGGCUUUAGAUGAAAACAGUCCAGAAAGUUUUGUCGUGAAAGAUUUUCUAGAAGAUACUUCAAAUCAGUUGACAUAUCAUGGCUUGUUCGAACUAACAGCUGCGCUUAAGGAAUCGGAAGUUGCGGUUCUAUUCAGAAAUAACCAUUUUUCGACCAUCACGAAAAGAGAAGGAAUUGUGUACCAACUGGUAACCGAUCAGGGAUUCGUGAAAGAAGAUUCAGUGGUUUGGGAAGCUUUAUCAUCAGUCUCAGGAGACAAUGAAUUCGUCAAUUCUUUCUUCCGUAAAACAUCACACCUUCGAGCAAGAACUCCCGAACGUGAUAACAAUACAAGUAGUAAAAUUAGCAGUAACGAACCGGUCGACGAAGAUUUUGAGCUUGCACUGCAGUUAGAUAAGAGCGAACAAUGCAAAAAUGAUGAGCAACUUGCACGUACGUUGCAGGAAGCGGAAAAUGUUGCGCAGAACAGAUCUGAUGAUGAUCAUUCAGCAAUGGUACAAAGGGGGGAACAGAACCAAAGAACGACAAGGCGCCCUAGUGCCUGCAGAAGGAGAGGUUCGAAUCAAAGCCAAAAUGGAAGCGAUAAUAGAAAUUGUAUAAUUUUGUAGAUAGAUAUUUAAAUUCAAGUAGCAAUUUUCAAAUCGUGAUGCACUCCUGUUAUGAAACAUCCCGAUUUGAGUGCUUUAUUUUUAGUUGUACUAAAAGCUGCCAAGUGGAAUAAUUUUUCUGUUAUACCAAUUGCCUGGAUGACCAAAAUUCUCAGCGGACAAUUUCUAUAAAUGGAAAAAUAUUAGUCAUACAAAAACUUUGCAUUUUUUCAUGUACGAAAAUGUCAUGACUAAUUUUUGUUACAUCUUCAAAUUUUUCCCUUCAAUUUUUUUUUUCAAAUUUAAUAUCUUCCUUUAGAUGGUGUUCUCAUAACUUAAGUGGCUGACACUUCUAUAAAUGCGAUUUUCACUGAGUUAUUACGCUGGCUAUUAGUCAAAAGUUCUGAUUGUUCCUAAUCCCAAUGGAUCGUACAAUACCAGGGUGUGGAUGUUUCCUC
Molecule: messenger RNA, 1710 nt
Organism: Symsagittifera roscoffensis
Lineage: Eukaryota; Metazoa; Xenacoelomorpha; Acoela; Convolutidae
Product: ubiquitin carboxyl-terminal hydrolase MINDY-2-like
Exons: 2
Coding region: 2-1273 (423 amino acids)
Biological process (GO): protein K48-linked deubiquitination
Cellular component (GO): cell periphery; cytosol
Molecular function (GO): K48-linked deubiquitinase activity; cysteine-type deubiquitinase activity; cysteine-type carboxypeptidase activity
Source: RefSeq, a predicted model, not a curated record